Molecule: messenger RNA, 1899 nt
Organism: Oryza brachyantha (malo sina)
Lineage: Eukaryota; Viridiplantae; Streptophyta; Magnoliopsida; Poales; Poaceae
Product: purple acid phosphatase 2
Exons: 8
Coding region: 172-1575 (467 amino acids)
Molecular function (GO): metal ion binding; acid phosphatase activity
Source: RefSeq, a predicted model, not a curated record
CCCACGCCUCCGCCCCACGCGCCCACUUUGACCAACCCAUCCAUCCAUCGAUCGAUCGCGAUAUACAAAUCGAGCAAGCGAUCCCAUUCCCAAAUCCCAAUUCAUCCUCGAGCACGCGGCCUUCACGAAGAAGAAGAAGACCCCCCUUGUUGCUGCCAGGUGACUGCAGCCAUGGCGGGGCGGCGGGGGGCCGGCGCCGCGGUGGCCGCGUGGUGGUGCGCCGUCGGCCUGCUGCUGGGCGCGUGCCUCGCCGGCCAGACCAGCGAGUACCGGCGCCGGCUCGGCUCCGCCGUCGACAUGCCGCUCGACGCCGACGUCUUCCGCGCCCCGCCCGGCCACAAUGCGCCCCAGCAGGUCCACAUCACACAAGGCAAUCAUGAUGGCACAGCCAUGAUAAUCUCAUGGGUGACAACAAGUGAGCCAGGUUCAAGCACUGUGCUCUACGGGACUGCAAAGGAUAACCUUAAUUUCUCUGCAAAUGGAAAACACACUCAGUAUACAUUCUACAACUACACAUCAGGAUAUAUUCACCACUGUACAGUUAAAAACUUGGAGUUUGACAGAAAAUAUUACUAUGCUGUUGGGAUUGGACAAACCGUGAGGAAGUUUUGGUUCAGAACCCCUCCGAAAAGUGGCCCAGAUGUUCCGUAUACAUUUGGCCUCAUAGGUGACCUUGGUCAGAGCUUCGACUCAAAUAUUACGCUUGCUCAUUAUGAAUCCAAUUCAAAGGCGCAAGCAGUGCUUUUCGUUGGGGACCUGUCUUAUGCAGAUAACUACCCAUAUCAUGAUAAUGUGAGGUGGGAUACAUGGGCAAGAUUUGUAGAGAGGAAUGUUGCUUACCAGCCUUGGAUCUGGACAGCUGGAAAUCAUGAGAUAGAUUUUGCUCCAGAACUAGGUGAAACAAAGCCAUUCAAGCCAUACAGCUACAGGUACCCCACGCCUUAUAAGGAUUCCGGUAGUACGGCCCCUUACUGGUAUUCCGUAAAAAGGGCAUCUGCUUAUAUUAUCGUCUUGGCAUCAUAUUCAUCAUAUGGAAAGUAUACACCUCAAUACAAGUGGCUUGAAGCCGAGUUUCCCAAGGUUAACAGGAGUGAAACACCAUGGUUGAUCGUGCUGAUGCAUGCUCCAUGGUACAACAGCUAUAACUAUCACUACAUGGAAGGUGAAACCAUGAGAGUAAUGUACGAGCCGUGGUUCGUAAAGUACAAAGUUGAUCUCGUGUUUGCAGGACACGUGCAUGCUUAUGAACGGACGCACAGAAUAUCAAACGUCGCAUACAACAUUGUGAAUGGCCUGUGCACUCCAGUCCACGAUCAAUCUGCCCCCGUCUACAUAACCAUCGGCGACGGAGGAAAUCAGGAAGGACUGGCCACCAACAUGACGGCGCCGCAGCCUGCCUACUCGGCCUUCAGGGAGCCCAGCUUCGGGCACGCCAUCCUGGACAUCAAGAACAGGACGCACGCGUACUACGCGUGGCACCGCAACCAGGACGGCAGCGCCAUGGCGGCCGACUCCAUGUGGUUCACCAACCGAUACUGGCAGCCGACGGACGACUCCUUCGACAAUUCCCAGUGAUCGACAUCCACACGGAUGACUCUUGGUGCUGUGGUUAUUCGACGUGAAUAAGCGCUGGCUCGAUCUGAACACGCACUACAGCCUCCGAUGCAUGCAGGCAUCGUGAUGUAGCUAGGUUCUCUCGGCUCCUGCUGCUUCGUCUUUGUAUGAUCGGAGUGGUUUUCCACUCAACUGUGUGCCUGCGUUAAUGUGGUAAUCCUGUGUAUAGAAACGAAACACGCUUGCAGCGAGAGAAAAGAACUAUGCGGUAAGUGCGGAAUCGAUUGGUUUGUGUUGUUACUGUGCUCCUCUGGAUGCUGAAUAAAUCACGUGGUUUCGUGGGCA